Cokeromyces recurvatus is the source of this 944-nucleotide messenger RNA. RefSeq lists its product as uncharacterized. The record is from RefSeq and is a predicted model, not a curated record. The transcript has 3 exons. NCBI's taxonomy places the organism in Eukaryota, Fungi, Mucoromycota, Mucoromycetes, Mucorales, Mucoraceae. The coding region runs from base 397 to 552 and encodes 51 amino acids.
CUUUACCGACCAACAAAUGAGUAUUAUGCCCGUUCUUUAGAUAACAUCAAAGAAGCUUCAAUGAAAGAAGUGUUUGCUACUAUUUGAAAAAGACACAAAUAAUUCGACAAGAAGACUGUACUAUCUUUCAUUUAGCUGGUUCAAUAACCAGGAACUUGAUUUUUUUUUUUUACUUAUGUGUGGAAUAGCAGGAACGCAAGAUCUUGAAAAGUGAAAAUCAGGAAAUAAGAUUGCCUCUCACUGCAUCAAGUACAAAUUAAUAGUUUGAGAAAAAAAAAAGAUGGCUUCAUCAUCAUUAGAUAUCGUCGUAAAUCGGACUCGACAAACGAAGACAACUUCAUAAACUUAUUGCAAUGUUUGGUCAAUAAACAUUACCAACAUUCUCUUGUUGACAAGAUGUUUGUAUCGCCAUGUAGUAAUUCACAUUCUUCUUUCUCAGAAAGAGAUUUGCUAAAUCAAAAUGAAGUAUUUACUCAAUUAGAAAACAUCCAUGAAAGCACUGAAGAUAAACCAACAAAACCUUUAAUGUAUUUUCGGUUCAAACCAGCCUAGAUCCAGCAAACAGUCCCUCAGAUUAGAAAGAGAUCAACUGUUAAAUGAUAAAGAAGUAACCAAGUUACUUGAUUACUGAAACCUCAUGCAAACAAAGGUCGAAAUAAUAGUGUCGUUUUCUUUGAUCAUACUAAGCCAACAAAAAGAGCGCAAAGGAUUUGAAAUACUGAUAAAAGCUUUUCAUUUAUUUUAGCACUUCUUUUCUGUAAAAUGUGUUCUUUCUUGAAUGUUAUCUCUCUUAUAUUUUAAAGGAGGAAAAAGGUCAGAAUUGAUUCGUACAUUAGCAAGUUAAAAAGGAUUUAUUAGAUCUUCGUCGAAGCAAAUAUUGAUAUUUUCAAAAUUUUCUAUUCUUUUUAAAACUUUUUCUACGUUCAACUGACCGUGUUUUAAAC